Diplodia corticola is the source of this 870-nucleotide messenger RNA. Its product is annotated as sin3 associated polypeptide p18. Gene Ontology annotation, cellular component: nucleus. Lineage: Eukaryota; Fungi; Ascomycota; Dothideomycetes; Botryosphaeriales; Botryosphaeriaceae. The record is from RefSeq and is a predicted model, not a curated record. Gene Ontology annotation, biological process: negative regulation of DNA-templated transcription. The coding region runs from base 1 to 870 and encodes 289 amino acids. Gene Ontology annotation, molecular function: transcription factor binding; transcription corepressor activity. The transcript has a single exon.
AUGAGCAGCAGCGGUGGCGCCGCCCCCGCCAAGGUCGACCGGCAGACGACGACGCCGUUCCUGCUGAAGCUCUUCUACCGCAGCAACGCCUUCCACCGGCUCGACGAAUUCUCACCCCACAGCUCCGCGCCGCCCCCGCCGCACCUGCAGAUCUACACCUGGCCGACCUGCUCCCUCCGCGAGCUCACCCACCUCCUCGUCUCCGCGCUACCCUCGCUCCUGCCCGACCCGGCCAUCGGCACGCGCCUGGCCUUCCGCCUAAUCUUCCCGGACACGCGCAGCGGCGGCGGCAGCGGCCCCGGCGGCCCCGGCGGGCCCGGCGGACCCGGCAGAUUCCUGAGCAAAGAGCUCGGCAGCGUCAUCGUCGGCGGGGGCGGGCCGGGCGUGGACGAGGACGACGGCGGCGCGGCGGCGGCAUCGGCGGCAGCAGCAGCAACAGCAGCGACGACGACGACAACGACGAAUGGCCGCGGCGCGCUGGAGAAGCUCGAGGGCGACGCCGACAAGACGCUGGCGGACGCGCGGUUCGUCAUCGGCGACUACGUCUCGUGCUGCAUCUUGCCGCCCGGCGCGGAUGGCUCCGUGGCGGCUGGCCCGCCGCCCGCGAGCCGGUAUCCGGCUCCGAGGGAGUUUGGCGGGAUGAGCAGGGGUGGGCCGCCGCCGAGGGAGAACGGGUACGGCGACAGGAGUUAUGGCGGGGGGUAUGGGAGAAGAGGCGGGGGACCGAGGUACGAGGGCGGCGGCGGGAGGCUGGGCAGCGGGGGGGUGCCACCUGGUGAGUGGAGGCGGGGCGAGAUACCGAGUGGUGGACCGCCUUCGGGCAGUGGGUAUGGAAGGGGGCGUGGUGGACGUGGGUCGAGGCCGUACUGA